AUGGCUGGAGCCAGUAGCAGUCCAUGCCAGACCGUCACGUCAACCGGGAGCGUUUGCCCCACAUUCUUUCUCAAGGCUUGCCUUGCCUUGUCCACCAUUCAGAACCGUUGUGGUUGCCCGUCGACAGUCCCGACAACAACCGUCAACUACCCUUGUGACGGAGCACGACCUACCGGCUGCAUGGGAACAUCAUACAUCUACGAGACCGCGGUCCCCACGUGCGACGGACAUACCCUCCCCACCACAGUUAUCCCGACUCUUGUCACUAUUACCACGCCUAUCGCGCCAACCCCUGUUGGACCGGUGGCUUGCCCGACUGUCUUUACACGGGAGACCGUUUGUUCUACGUGCAUUCAGCCCAUGUGCGUGGAGUUCUCCACCAUAUCUCGGCUCUGUCAUUGCCCAACUCAGGUUCCCACUAUCACUCAAGCUUUUCCAUGCGGCGGAGGUUGUCCUGGUGGCUGCGCAGCCACUCAAUACUUUAAUGCCACAGAGACACCCGUUUGUACCAGAUAA
Messenger RNA from Colletotrichum destructivum, 516 nucleotides. RefSeq lists its product as uncharacterized. The transcript has a single exon. The record is from RefSeq and is a predicted model, not a curated record. The coding region runs from base 1 to 516 and encodes 171 amino acids. Lineage: Eukaryota; Fungi; Ascomycota; Sordariomycetes; Glomerellales; Glomerellaceae.